Phytophthora sojae is the source of this 595-nucleotide messenger RNA. RefSeq lists its product as hypothetical. The annotation marks the transcript as partial. The record is from RefSeq and is a predicted model, not a curated record. NCBI's taxonomy places the organism in Eukaryota, Oomycota, Peronosporomycetes, Peronosporales, Peronosporaceae. The transcript is spliced from 6 exons.
UGAUGGGGAAGCGUAUGCUACUGGGCGCACUGUGUCUGCUGCUGUGCGCCGCUGCGGCGCUCGGCCAGGACCUGUACGAGCUGCUGGGCGUGUCGUCGUCCGCUACGCCCUCCCAGAUGAAGCGCGCCUACCGCAAGCUGUCGCUUAAGUACCACCCGGACAAGCAGACGGAGGAGACCCGCGAGGCCAUGAAGGAGGAGUUUGUCAAGAUCUCCAACGCAUACCGCGUGCUGUCGGACCCGGAGCGUCGUGAGAAGUACGACGUGUAUGGCAUCGCGGACGAGCAGGGCUUCGCCAACUUCGACGAGGCAGCUCGUUUCGCGAGCGACGGCGUGGAGGACUCGCUGAUGAACUGGGUGGGCCUCAUUGCGGUGCUGGCCGUGGGCGUCAUCCCGAUCGUCGUCAUGCAGCGCAACCGCACCAAGCCGCUGAAAAAGAGACGCCCUACGAAGCCUAGCAAAAAAUAGACUCACCAAGGCGGGAGACAAGUCGUUCACCAAGACCUUUACCAAGACGCGCAAGCAAUACGUCGACAACCCGCUGCGCGCGCACCAAGAAUAGACGCCGUAGCUGUAGAUUCCCACAAGGCAUUUCG